GUCUCUCGUUAAAAUGUUAAGUAAUUAUUAUUAAAUAUUAACAAACAUCUGUUCGAUUCAUUUGAAUAGUAAAGCAUUAAUUAUCUACCGACAGUUGUCAGUGGGGACUAAAGACCUAUAAACUACCUUCUAAUUUUUUUACUAUAGCAGGUCAUGACUAUAUUAUCACCGUUAAAAAAAAUACAACCUGACCGUCGACCAGUGGAGAUACUCACACGGUAAUACCGGUUUUGCGGUAUUAUUCACACGUCAUUUUUUUAUUACCAUCAAAUGAUAGUAAAACUUGCAGUUCUUAAUUUUUAAGUUUGUUAAAAUUGAGCGUCUCUAUUUAGAACAGAAUUGAUUAAACAUAGGCACAAAGAAAAUGGGUUGUUUAAAAUGCUUUUUGAACACUGGUAUCUAUUUUGCGGCAUUAAUAGGCUUCUUGGCUAUUGUACCCUUGCCACCAUUCAAUAGCACAUUCACUAAAUAUAGCAAUGCACCUGCUAAACCAUUAACUGGGCCGUUGGCACUAAAUGAAAAGUUAUCAGGUGGUAAAAGACUUUUUGAAAACGAACUUAAAGGACCAGAAGGGCUUUGGUAUCAUGAAGGCGCUUUAUAUGCAUCUAUUCAUGGUGGACAUGUAAUCAAAAUAGUUGAUGAUAAAAUCAUUCCUGUUGUGAAAUUUGGAAAAUUAUGUGAUGGAUUAUACGAAGAACACAUUUGUGGGCGUCCGCUUGGGUUGUAUUUUGAUAAAAAAGGAUUUAUAUAUGUCGCCGAUGCUUAUUAUGGCCUUUUCAAAGUCAACGUUAACUCAACUCAUAUGGGUGAAAAAGAACAGCUAGUAUCAAUGACAGAUAUUAUUGACGGUAAACCACCGAAUUUGCCCAAUUCUGUUGUCGUAGCUUCUGAUGGUUCCGUAUAUUGGACAGACUCUGAUUCUAACCACAAAUUACACGAUGGUCUCUACACUGUAUUCGUUGACGGUACUGGAAGAUUGUUGAAAUAUGAUCCUAAAACAAAAAAGAAUACAGUUUUAAUGAAGAAUCUUCAAUUCGCUAAUGGCGUGGAGCUAUCGCUGGAUGAGUCAUUUAUUAUAGUUGCUGAAACUUUAAAAUACCAAAUCCAUAAGUAUUAUCUAAAUGGACCUAAAGCUCAAACCAGUGAAAUAUUUAUCGAUGGAUUACCAGGUUCACCAGAUAACCUAAAGAAAGACGGUAAAGGCUCUUUUUAUGUGCCAUUAAUUUUGGAAAGACAAGCAUAUAUGGAAAUCAUAACCAACUAUCCAAAUGUCAGAAUGUUAGUGGCCAAAUUACUUGGAAUUGCGGACUAUAUUCUUUUGGCAAUCGAUUCGUAUUAUCCAAAUAUUUAUUGUAAAAAAGGCGCUCACUGGGUUGGGCAUUUUGAAUCUUCACCAUUUGCAUCGAAAAAACUUUCAAUACUGAAAAUCAACGAAAAAGGCGUUAUAACAUCGAGUUGGCAUUCCACUAGUGGUGUAAUUGCUAGUAUUUGCGAUAUUGAAGUCGUUGGUGAUAAAUUAUACUUGGGUUCUCCAUUCAACAACUAUCUGGGGGUCACCGAACGCCCUAAAGACUUUUAAAUAGUUUUUUCAUAAAUUAUAUUUUUCUCGUUAAAAGAAUAAUCAAAUUAUUGUAUAGGAGUUUUCAAUAAAAAAUAAGUCAACCGAAAUUAUAUUUAUUCAUGAGCAAUUAAGGUUAAAAUAAUAUAAUAAUAUUUAAAAAAUAAUGUUUAUCUAAUUAUAGAUAAGACGUACUUUGGUAUGAAAUAGCGUUCAUUACUUACUGAAUACUUAAUUAUUGAGAAUCAAGUAUAUUUGAACAAUUUUGAAAGUUUGUUAGCGAAAUUAAUUUGCGUUUAAAAUCGAGGUAAGUUUAAAGUCAUCUGUUGGCAACAGAUAAGUUUAAAUUGAUAGUCGCCGACAUCAGAACACGUACCUAAACAAAAGUUUAUAUUAUUAUUUUAACGUGUUGACACAAAAACGUUAAAACAACGUUACCUAUUAAUAAAUAAAUUGUUUUAGAAUCAAAAUACGAUUUUAAUGUUAUUAUGUUUUAUCUUUGUUGUUCUAUUGUGUGUGUAUUUAUAAAUUUAGAAAAAAUUUAAAUUUUUUAGUUUUUUAUUAAUGCGGAUAAUGGGUACGUAAAUAUUAAAUUUGUUUUAAUUGUUUUCAAUCAUUUAAUUAAGACCCAAUUUAUUACGAUGUAUUGUGAAUCAAUAAAAUUGUUAUAGUUUAUAAAACCGCCGUUGCAUG
Adelges cooleyi (spruce gall adelgid) is the source of this 2251-nucleotide messenger RNA. Its product is annotated as adipocyte plasma membrane-associated protein Hemomucin-like. The record is from RefSeq and is a predicted model, not a curated record. The transcript has 8 exons. Bases 365 to 1579 code for a protein of 404 amino acids. Lineage: Eukaryota; Metazoa; Arthropoda; Insecta; Hemiptera; Adelgidae. Gene Ontology annotation, molecular function: strictosidine synthase activity. Gene Ontology annotation, biological process: biosynthetic process.